Molecule: messenger RNA, 3100 nt
Organism: Spirodela intermedia
Lineage: Eukaryota; Viridiplantae; Streptophyta; Magnoliopsida; Alismatales; Araceae
Source: the annotation of a GenBank genome assembly
AUGGCCAUGAAAAAUCAUUAUAUCCCUGAUUCAUUUCAAAGAGCAUCCAAUAUUAGAGUCCCAUUAGCACCCACUAUUAAAUUCGAAAUAAAUCCAGGAAUUUUUCAAAUGCUCCCUAAUUUUCAUGGAUUGCCUUUAGAGGAACCUCAUCAGCACUUGGAAAAAUUUCAUAUGGUCUGUGAUUUAGUUAAUCUCUCUCAAGUUACACCGGAAAUUAUUAAGAUGAAAUUAUUCCCUCAUACACUUAGGGACAAAGCUAGUCAUUGGCUAUCCACAUUAGAUAGAGAAUUAACUAGGUGGAAAGAUAUAGAACAGGCCUUUCUUCGAAAAUUUUAUCCCUUAGGAAAAACUCAAAAUAUGAGAAAACAUAUAUGGAGUUUUUAUCAAAGACCAGGAGAAACUUUGCAUGAGACAUGGGAAAAAUUUAAAGAUUUACUUAGAAAGUGUCCUCAUCAUGCUAUACCCAAGUGGCAGCUCAAUAGAAUUUUUUAUGAUGGAUUAUUAGAACAACAUAGAAAUAUGGUUGAUUCUAUAUGUGGAGGAGCUUUUAUGGAGAAAACUCCUGAUGAGAUUUACAGUCUUUAUGAGAAUUUAAGUGAAAAUUCUAGAGAUCAAGCCUCUUUUGAAUUAUAUGACAGGGAUAAGAAGAGAAGAAUUUAUGAAUUGCAUCAUGAUGAUGAUUCUAAACUUAGAAAUGAGGUUAAUCAGAUUAAUCAAAGAUUAGAAAAAAUUGAUUUACUUAUUGACAAUAUUAGAAAGCCUUUUAACCCUCAACUUAAUUCGAAUAGUACAUGUCCUAUGUAUGGUGAAAACGAUUAUUCUGAAUUUCAAUGUUAUAAUUUAGAUCAAUCAUUUCACCCUAUGCAAGAACAAGUGCAAGUGGCUCACGGUUUUAAUAGAAACAGGGAACCUUUUUCAAAUUCUUAUAAUCCUAAUUGGAGGAAUAGUUUUUCAUGGAGAGACCCAAAUAAUAUUCAAAAUCCAGAAGCACUUAGACCCAAUUCAAACUCUGAAUUUCGUCCAAAACAAGAAAACAGAUUUCAGAAAAAUCAGUCCUCUCAAAUCCAACCUGAUGCUAUGGAAAUGAUGCAGCAAAUGAGCCAAAUGAUGCAACAAACUAUGAACCAAAUGAUGCUGCACCAGAAACAAAUUAUAGAGGCUCUUGGGAAUAAGAGAGAAGAGGGACAGCUACCUAGUCAGCCCAUAGAAAAUCCAGGGAACCGCCCAACAAUAGGAUUUCAGCAUGAAUCUAGGAAAAAACCCACGAAAUGAAAAUGUUAGGACAGUGAAUGCAUUAAGGAGUGGUAAGAUCUUAGCUGAUCCUUAUCCCCAAACAUUAGAAGAAAAAGAAAACGUGGACAACCCAAAACAAAAUCAAAUAGGAGUAGAAGAGGAUUUUAUAGAUUCUACCAAGGAAAUUUCGAAAGAGAGGACAACCAUUCCAUUUCCUAAAGCUCUAGAGCCUAGACAAAGAAAGAAAAAGGAACACAAUGAAGAAAUAAAGAAAAUUUUACAAGAUGUGCAAAUUAGUCUUCUUUUACUUACUGCCAUUGAACAUAUUCCUGAAUAUGCUAGAGUUUUGAAAGAAAUGUGUACACCAAAAAGGGCACCUAGAGUAGAAAAAUUAUCUAUGCAUGCUAGUGCAUUAUUAUUAAAUCAAUUACCAUAUAAAUUGAGAGAUACAGGUGCCCCUUUGAUUUCGUGUGAUAUUGAUGGAUUCAUUUUUCAGAAUGCAUUACUUGACACCGGUGCUAGCAUUAAUUUAUUACCUGCAAGUAUUUGUGAUAAAUUUAAUAUUUCUCAUCUUAAACUUUCUACUGUUACCUUACAAUUUGCUGAUAGAUCCAUAAAACAUCCUAAAGGUAUUUUAGAAAAUGUGAUAGUGACAGUUAAAGGGUGUAAAUUUCCAGCUGAUUUCAUAGUACUGAAAAUGGAUUUUAAUGGACAGUUUUAUGAUACACCAAUCAUCUUAGGGAGACCAUUUUUGCAUACAGAAAAGAUGAAUAUUGAUUUUCUCACAGGUAUUGCGAAAAUUUCAUGUGGAGAUCAAUCAGUAGAAAUUAAAAUUUUUGAGAUAUCAAAUGAUAUUAAGAAAUCCCAAGUAUAUGAUUGUCAUACCAUAGAUCUUCUAGAUGAUUUUGAUGAUCCAGAUGUUAUUGAUGACUGUGUGCUGAAAGAAUUAGAGGAAAUAGAGAAUAUAAAUUUAGAAGAAAAGAAAGAGGAAGAUCAUCUGAAUUUAGAGUUGAAACCUCUUCCCUCUAGUUUAAAAUAUAUGUUUUUGGAGGAAAAUAAUUCAUUUCCUGUUAUUAUUGCAGCUGAUUUGAGUGAUGAACAGGAAGAAGAAUUAUUAGAUGUACUUCGAAAAAAUAAGAAAGCUAUGGGCUGGAAAAUGGACGAUCUAAGGGGCAUUGAUAUGAGUGUAUGCAUGUAUAGUAUAUAUUUAGAGGAGGGGGCUAGAACUAGUAGGGAACCACAACGAAGAUUAAAUCCUAACAUGAUGGAAAUUGUAAAAAAGGAAAUUUUAAAGUGGCUGGCUGCUGAUAUUAUUUAUCCUAUUUCAGAUAGCAAAUGGGUUAGUCCUACACAAGUAGUGCCAAAAAAAUCAGGGAUUACGGUUAUAAAAAACGAAAAUGGGGAUGAAAUACAAACAAGACUAACUACCGGUUGGAGAGUUUGCAUUGAUUAUAGAAAAUUAAAUUCAGUUACUAGAAAAGAUCAUUUUCCCCUACCAUUUACUAAUCAAAUUCUAGAAAAAUUAGUUGGAAAAAACUUUUUUUGUUUUCUAGAUGGAUACUCUGGUUAUAAUCAAAUUUAUAUAAACCCUUUAGAUCAAGAAAAAACAACUUUCACUUGUCCAUUUGGUACUUUUGCUUUUAAAUGCAUGCCUUUUGGUCUGUGUAAUGCUCCAGCCACAUUUCAAAGAUGUAUGCUGUCUAUUUUUUCUGAUAUGAUUGGAAAAUGCAUGGAAAUUUUUAUGGACGAUUUUUCUGUUUUUGGCGAAUCAUUUGAUGAAUGCUUAAAUCAUUUACAGCAUGUACUUGAGAAAUGCAUAGAGAAAAAAAUUAGUUUUGAGUUGGGAGAAAUCACAUUUUAUGGUUAA